This is a messenger RNA of Trifolium pratense (red clover), 807 nucleotides long. RefSeq lists its product as uncharacterized. NCBI's taxonomy places the organism in Eukaryota, Viridiplantae, Streptophyta, Magnoliopsida, Fabales, Fabaceae. The record is from RefSeq and is a predicted model, not a curated record. Bases 59 to 571 code for a protein of 170 amino acids. The transcript has 2 exons.
UUACCACCUUCUCAUACUUCAAUAUCUAUUUCAAUAGCUUUUGCCUGUUCCAUUGCUCAUGGCUUAUGUUCAUGUUAUCAUAGCUCUUCUCUUUGCAAUAGUUUUGGCUAGAAUUGACCUAUCAUCAUGCCAAAUUGUAAAUGGCAAAGUCUCAUGUGUUGAUUGCACUCACAACGAUGAUUUAUCUGAUAUUAAGGUUGCAGUGAAAUGUGAAGGUGUUAAAAACCUAGCCAUGACAACAACAGAAGAGGAUGGUUCCUUCAAGGUUAACCUUCCCUCAGACCAAACAAAAACAUCUAUGAACUGUUUGGCUAAACUUCUUGGUGGAACAAUUCAACUUUAUACCAAAAAGCAAAACCAAGUUUCAAAAAUUAUCCAAGGAAAAGAAGAAAACAGCUACACAAUCUCAACUCCUCUUAGUUUCAUGAUGUCAUGUCCCAAAAACACAAAUUGUAAGGCUGCAAAACCUGUUGGUUCAUCCAAAACUAUUGAUAUUCCUUUGCCUCCAGAAUGGGGUUUGGCACCUAGUAGCUAUUAUGUACCUUUUGUUCCCAUCAUUGGAAUACCUUAAAUUUAAUUAAUCAUGUUUUCAAGUGAUGUAUAAUCACUUGAGUAAUGAAAAUUAUAGGGAACAAUAGACUUUUAUAUGGUCUUAUUUGUAGUAUAUAAUUAUAAUUAUAUUAUAUUUAUAUAUGUAAUGAAUCAUGGUGUAACAUAUAUGUAGCUGAACAAAUGCAACAUAUAUGUAAUGAUGUAUUAUGUAGUGUGCGUGUGAGAAAAUGUCAAAUAUAUUCAUCUUUUUUCCAA